GUGAACAAGUACAAGCACAACAAGCGCCAGAUCUCAAUGCUAUUGUAGCUGAUAGUAGGAAAUUUUUGCAAAAAGAACCCAAAAUGGAUCUCCCAGACAAAUUCAACAGAUCUCGAAACAAAUUCAGAGAAUUUUUGAAUCAAGUUCGUCUAAUUAUCCGUAUACAACCCAACCAUUAUCCCACAGGUGAAACUCAAGUAGGCCUCUUAGGAAGUCUGCUCAUAGGACCUGCUUUGUUUUGGUUCGUACCCUUAUUAGAAAGAAACUCUCCAGUACUUGAAGAUUUCGAAACCUUAAUUGCAGAAUUUGAGAUAAUAUUUGGUGAUGCAGAUAAGGCCAGAACUGCUUCGAACAAAAUUCAAAAACUUUCUCAAGACCCUAGGCUAGCUGCCACUUAUGCCUUAGAAUUCAGACAAAUCACUAGUGAUCUUGAUUGGGGUGAAGCAGCCCUUAUAAAUAAAUUCAGGGCGAGUCUUCGGGAUGAUAUUAAAGACCUACUUCUAUCAAUAGAGGAUCCAACAGACUUAAACGAUACCAUAACAAAAGCUGUGCGUUGUGAUAAUUGUUUAUUUGAAAGAUGCCAAAAACAGCAACAAAAUACUUACCAAAGUUGGAACCAACUGACUAAUACCAACAAAAUCUCGGGUUCAUCUCCUGAACCUAUACAAAUUGAUAAUAUUCAACCAAGAACACUGACGGAAGCUGAAAAAAAAAAGCGGCGUACCUAUAAUCUUUGUCUCUACUGUGGCAAUCCGGGUCACAUAGUAAGGAGCUGCCCCAAGAAAAGUAGACAGCAACAUAAAAUCAGUAGUGUUGAAGCAAUAAAUCUGGAAGAAAUUUCAGGAAAAGAGGAGUUCCAACCACAGUAG
This is a messenger RNA of Racocetra persica, 869 nucleotides long. The record is from the annotation of a GenBank genome assembly. Lineage: Eukaryota; Fungi; Glomeromycota; Glomeromycetes; Diversisporales; Gigasporaceae.